AUGAAACAGCAACAGCAGCAGCAGAAACAGCAGCAGCAGAAACAGCAGCAGCAGCAACAGCAGCAGACGCAACAGGAACAACAGCAGCAACAACAGCAACAGCAGCAGCAGCAGCAACAACAACAGCAGCACCCCCAGCAGCAGCAGCACCCCCAGCAGCAGCAGCACCCCCAUCAGCAGCAGCACCCCGACAAGCAGCAGCACCCCCAUCAGCAGCAGCACCCUCAGCAGCAGCAGCAGCAGCAGCAGCAGCAGCACCAUCAGCAGCAGCAGCAGGAGCAGCAGCAGCAGCAGCAGGAGCAGCAGCAGCAGCAGCUAACCUCAAUAGGAUUAAAGUGUUUUGUUGAGAAACAAUAA
This is a messenger RNA of Eimeria mitis, 357 nucleotides long. RefSeq lists its product as uncharacterized. The record is from RefSeq and is a predicted model, not a curated record. Bases 1 to 357 code for a protein of 118 amino acids. NCBI's taxonomy places the organism in Eukaryota, Apicomplexa, Conoidasida, Eucoccidiorida, Eimeriidae. The transcript has 2 exons.